AUGAUCGAGCCCUCGGUAACAUCUCACGCCCUGCCCUUUUCAAGUAUGCCUCCUGGUAGAGUGUCGAUUCAAUUCCAGUACUCACUGGCGGAUGAAAAUUGGGAAGCAAAAGCGUGCCAGCAGUUCUUCGAGGCGGCCACCGCACCGAUGCGUUGUGGCGCGCCAGGGCUUACCCUGACUGCCUAUGUGCAACUCGGGGCUGUGGAUGGACCUAGUGGCUCCGGAUCCAUGCAACUUGAAGUUGCUUUCAGUAAAUCUCAACUCCAGGGAGGCUCAACCUUGCAGGUACGGUACAUCAUCCGCAAGACUUCGGAUCCCGCCCAUUCAACUUGCCCCCUUCCCGUUGAGGAAGCUCCGUCUGAAACGUCCAACCCAGACUUGGCUUAUAAACGCACGACUUUAGCCAUCCUGCAAACCCCCGUCCCCGACAGCAACUUGGCCGCGCCAACCUCAGUAUGUGAACUUCCACCCAAUCAUCAGUGCAACAGGUCGUUCACCAGAUACUGCUUCCCGGAUAACAAAACCCACGGUCGACAACGUCAUGAUCAAGUCAGUGUACAAGCUCCGAGCAAAAGUCUGUCUGCUGCCGACAUCGUGCACCUGGGUCGUGCCUGUCUUCACGGCCUGUGCAGCUCCCUGCCUGACACUGCCGAAGCUUCUGGCGCACAGCCAUCCUCCACCCCAUCGGCCAAUGAGCCUGCCACGCAUAAUUCGGCUUCUGUUAUGCCCUCCCUCUACGAUGGCAAUCUCCUGCGUCGGAUUUGCCCGGCUGAUCUCAUGGGCGUCUCUUGUGAGCACGAAGGCCUUUUCAGGUGUGAAUUGCGAUCGGCUGUGGGUCUGUGA
Aspergillus candidus is the source of this 843-nucleotide messenger RNA. RefSeq lists its product as uncharacterized. The record is from RefSeq and is a predicted model, not a curated record. NCBI's taxonomy places the organism in Eukaryota, Fungi, Ascomycota, Eurotiomycetes, Eurotiales, Aspergillaceae. The coding region runs from base 1 to 843 and encodes 280 amino acids. The transcript has 5 exons.